AUGUUAAAACUGUUAAAUCCAAAUGCAACUAUUCCUGUAGGGGAUACGAUUAGGAAUGAUAUUAUAAAAAGUUUCAAAGAUGAAAGCAUAAAUAUAAAAUGCUUACUUCAAAGUGUUCUAGGAAAACUUUCAUUUGCUAUUGAUGUGUGGACAUCAGCAAAUAUUUAUUUUUAUUUUGCCAUUACAGUGCAUUGGAUUUCUAAAGACUGGAAGCUUCAAAAUAUUUUAUUGGAUUUUAUUAAUCUUCAUGGUUCUCAUUCAGGAGAGAACUUGUGUGAUGCAUUUGUUAGUAGCUGUUGUGAAUUUGGAAUUUUACCAAAAAUUUUUACAAUUACAAGUGAUAAUACUACGAACAAUGAUACUUUUAUGCAACAUCUAGAAACUAUAUGUUAUAAUGAGAAUAUUGCUUUUAAUACUAUUGAAUCUCAUUGUAGAUGUGUUGCUCAUAUCAUAAACCUGACCAUGCAAGAUAUUCUUAAACAAUUCAAGGCUGGCAAAGCACAAACUAAAAAUGCUAUCUUUGAUAAUAUGAACAUACCCAUAAUGGCUAGAAAUAUAAUUUUGAAACUUCGAAAACUUAAUAAAAUUAGAGAGAUUGUAACCAUUUUAGAAAUAUUUGUACGAACAACCAAAAUGAUUGAAUCAGCAAAAUAUCUAAUGCUCGCUUCUAUUAUAUCAAUAUAUAAUUAUUUGAUCGAUAAACUCACAAAACAUUGCAAUAAUUCUAAUUAUUCUCAUGAAAUAAUCACUGCAAUAAAUGCAGGAUUGAUAAAGUUAGAAUUAUAUUAUUCAAGAACAAACAAUAUGGCUAUUUAUAUUAUCGCAACUGUUCUUGAUCUAAGACUAAAAUUGGAUUAUUAUGAAGAAAAUAAUUGGAGCAAAGAUUUUAUUAAUAGCAUUAAAGCAACUAUUCUUCAAAUCUAUAAAAAUAAUUAUGAAUCAUCUUCUUACAAAGCUACCAAUUAUAAUCAAGAUAAUAUGGAUAAUGAUGAUGAUUUGCUUUUAGAUUAUAUUUAUGAAAAAAAACAAAGAAUUAAUCAACAAAAUGAAGUUGAGUUAUAUCUAGAAGCUCCUUAG
Cetraspora pellucida is the source of this 1077-nucleotide messenger RNA. The record is from the annotation of a GenBank genome assembly. NCBI's taxonomy places the organism in Eukaryota, Fungi, Glomeromycota, Glomeromycetes, Diversisporales, Gigasporaceae.